CCUGGGCGCCCGGGGUCCCAGCCGCGCACUGGACGAGCGCGGACGCCAGUAGGGCCCGGCUGGAGCCACCCCCAGGCAGCUCCGGCAGCCCCCAGGGCUCCCCACCUACCCCCCUAGACACCGGGGGAAAAGCGUGCCGAGGCGCGGAGAGGGACGGAAACCACAAAUAAAUAGCGGCGGCAGUAGCGCGUCAUCUGGCGGAGCAGGAAGUGCAGGCAGAGUCCGGGCGGCUGGUGCUUUCGGCGCGUCCCCAGGACUUUGCCAUGGGCUGGGGGCCGCGGAGGCUGCGAGCGGCCGGGCGAGGGCAGUGGCCGCGGCGCCCGCACCGAGGCUGAGCGAUCAGCGUCGCGCGGGGCGCACGGAGAUGGCAGCGUCCAGCAACUCCAGCCUGUCGGGCUCCUCCGUGUCCUCUGAUGCUGAAGAAUACCAGCCUCCAAUAUGGAAAUCAUACUUGUAUCAGUUGCAGCAAGAAGCACCUCGUCCCAAGAGGAUCAUUUGUCCUCGGGAGGUGGAAAACAGACCAAAAUAUUAUGGAAGAGAGUUUCAUGGGAUUAUCUCCAGGGAACAGGCUGAUGAACUUCUGGGAGGUGUGGAGGGUGCCUACAUCCUUCGGGAAAGCCAACGCCAGCCAGGAUGUUACACGCUAGCUCUAAGGUUUGGAAACCAGACCUUAAACUACCGGCUCUUCCAUGAUGGGAAACACUUUGUGGGUGAGAAGAGGUUUGAAUCCAUUCAUGAUUUGGUGACAGAUGGCUUGAUAACGUUGUACAUAGAAACAAAAGCUGCUGAAUAUAUUUCCAAAAUGACAACGAACCCCAUCUAUGAACACAUUGGAUAUGCCACCCUACUCAGAGAAAAAGUAUCCAGAAGGCUGAGCAGGUCGAAAAACGAAUCAAGGAAAGCGAGUGUCACCAAUGAGGAACACACACCUGUGGAAAAGAUCUCCUCCCUGGUUCGAAGGGCUGCCCUCACGCACAACGACAACCAUUUCAACUAUGAGAAGACACACAACUUCAAGGUCCAUACAUUCCGAGGUCCUCACUGGUGUGAAUAUUGUGCCAAUUUCAUGUGGGGGCUCAUUGCCCAAGGAGUCCGCUGCUCAGACUGUGGAUUGAAUGUACACAAGCAGUGUUCCAAGCAUGUUCCUAAUGACUGCCAACCUGAUCUCAAGAGGAUCAAGAAAGUGUACUGCUGUGACCUUACCACACUUGUGAAGGCCCACAACACUCAGAGGCCCAUGGUGGUUGACAUAUGUAUUCGAGAAAUUGAAGCAAGAGGAUUAAAGUCAGAAGGGCUUUACCGAGUCUCUGGGUUCACAGAACACAUUGAAGAUGUUAAGAUGGCAUUUGAUAGAGAUGGCGAAAAGGCAGAUAUAUCUGCCAACAUUUAUCCAGACAUCAACAUCAUCACUGGAGCCCUGAAACUGUAUUUCAGAGACUUGCCUAUCCCUGUCAUCACAUAUGAUACCUAUUCCAAAUUUAUAGAAGCAGCAAAAAUCUCCAAUGCUGAUGAGAGGCUGGAAGCAGUCCACGAAGUGCUGCUGCUGCUGCCUCCUGCCCACUACGAGACCCUGAGAUACCUAAUGAUCCACCUCAAGAAGGUGACUAUGAAUGAAAAGGACAAUUUCAUGAAUGCAGAAAAUCUGGGGAUAGUGUUUGGGCCCACACUUAUGAGGCCUCCUGAGGACAGUACCCUCACCACGCUCCAUGACAUGCGGUACCAGAAGCUCAUCGUGCAGAUUUUAAUAGAAAAUGAAGAUGUUUUGUUCUAAUCUAAUCUAUCAUGGGAAUGAGCUGAAAGGCCCUAGCCUUUCAAAAGAAAUAAAAAUAUUUCUUACACUUGAUUUGGUUUUCAAACAAGUUACAGAAUUUCCUGGACCAUAGAGGAUUGCAGAGUUGGGAGACUGGUCUCAGUCACACCCCCUCCCCACCUUCCACGUGAGAACAAGGGCCAGGGUAGGAAAACCCCUGGCCUUGGGUCUUUUGCUGUGCCUCGUAUGUAUGUCUGUUUUGCUGGAAGAGUGAUUAAUAAAUCUUUCUUUAACUUAUUAAA
Messenger RNA from Perognathus longimembris pacificus (Pacific pocket mouse), 2052 nucleotides. It is a transcript of the gene Chn2, whose product is annotated as chimerin 2. Gene Ontology annotation, biological process: regulation of small GTPase mediated signal transduction; signal transduction; positive regulation of GTPase activity. The record is from RefSeq and is a predicted model, not a curated record. Gene Ontology annotation, molecular function: GTPase activator activity. NCBI's taxonomy places the organism in Eukaryota, Metazoa, Chordata, Mammalia, Rodentia, Heteromyidae. The transcript has 13 exons. Bases 365 to 1771 code for a protein of 468 amino acids.